CAGGCAUACAAAAUGCUCAUUUACUCGUCAUCCACUGUGUGUUUGUAGUUGGGAAAGUGUUAACUCGGAGGCCUUAACUCAUCCCAUUCUUUGUACAAACUGAUGCAUUUAGUGUUUCGAUGACAGUGUUGAUCAAGCUUGCAGGAGCGUAGUUAUGGGAGAACCUUUAAUAAGAUGUAUUUUAUUUGCAGUUGUGCUGACUUGUUUCUUUUGGGGGGAAGAGGGUUACAGUUCUAGCUGAAGAAACGAACUGAUCUACAUGUGCUUCACUAUCCAUUGGAAGAAUGACAGAUGACAAAGAUGUACUUCGAGAUGUGUGGUUUGGACGAAUACCAACCUGUUUCACUCUGUAUCAGGAUGAGAUAACUGAAAGGGAAGCUGAACCUUACUAUUUGCUUUUGCCAAGGAUAAGCUACUUGACACUGGUAACAGACAAAGUAAAGAAACACUUUCAGAAAGUUAUGAGACAAGAGGAAGUUAGCGAAAUAUGGUUUGAAUAUGAAGGUACACCACUGAAAUGGCAUUACCCAAUUGGUUUGCUGUUUGAUCUCCAUGCGUCAAAUACAGCCCUUCCUUGGAGCAUCACAGUGCAUUUCAAGAAUUUUCCAGAAAAGGAUCUUCUACACUGCCAUUCUAAGGAUGUGAUUGAAGCUCAUUUUAUGGCUUGUAUAAAAGAAGCAGAUGCUUUAAAGCACAAAAGUCAAGUCAUCAAUGAGAUGCAAAAAAAGGAUCAUAAGCAACUGUGGAUGGGAUUACAGAAUGAUAAAUUUGAGCAGUUUUGGGCAAUAAAUCGAAAACUCAUGGAGUAUCCUCCAGAAGAUAGUGGAUUUCGAUACAUCCCAUUUAGAAUUUAUCAGGCAACAACAGAGAGACCUUUUAUACAGAAGCUAUUUCGACCAGUUGCUUCAGGAGGACAGUUGCAUACUUUGGGAGAUCUGCUAAAAGAUGUGUGUCCUAGUGCUGUCUCCCCUGAAGAUGGAGAGCAGAAGACUCAAGUGAUGAUUCAUGGAAUUGAGCCAAUGCUGGAAACACCCAUACAGUGGCUAAGUGAACAUAUGAGCUAUCCAGAUAAUUUUCUCCACAUUAGUAUCAUUCCCCGACCUACUGAUUGAAACUCAGCUAUAUUGGUAUGAGGAGCAUUCUCAAGCUGGAAUUAUAAGGGCAUGUCAACUUCUUGCUUCUGUCAGUCUUGACAGAGGCAGCCUGACCAGA
This is a messenger RNA of Gymnogyps californianus (California condor), 1212 nucleotides long. RefSeq names its product autophagy related 5 (gene ATG5). The record is from RefSeq and is a predicted model, not a curated record. Gene Ontology annotation, cellular component: Atg12-Atg5-Atg16 complex; phagophore assembly site membrane; cytoplasm. Gene Ontology annotation, biological process: autophagosome assembly; autophagy of mitochondrion; cellular response to nitrogen starvation. The coding region runs from base 285 to 1112 and encodes 275 amino acids. NCBI's taxonomy places the organism in Eukaryota, Metazoa, Chordata, Aves, Accipitriformes, Cathartidae. The transcript is spliced from 7 exons.